Molecule: messenger RNA, 1643 nt
Organism: Mercurialis annua (annual mercury)
Lineage: Eukaryota; Viridiplantae; Streptophyta; Magnoliopsida; Malpighiales; Euphorbiaceae
Exons: 12
Coding region: 115-1419 (434 amino acids)
Biological process (GO): alternative mRNA splicing, via spliceosome
Cellular component (GO): cytoplasm; nuclear body
Molecular function (GO): protein binding; ribonucleoprotein complex binding
Source: RefSeq, a predicted model, not a curated record
UAAUUUGGGGUCCGCUUACAACUCUGGAGAAGAAGAGAAGUUGUGAGAAAAGUGGGGAAAUUCGGUGGAGGAAGUGAUAAUCAUCUUCUUAGCAUAUCACUUGUGAAUAGAUAGAUGGGUGACAAUAGUGCAGACGACAUUCAAAACCUCCUUCUCCGUCACCAUGAAUUUGAAACCCAAAGAGUAAUUCAAGAUCAAAGAGAGGCAGGUGAAGCUUUAGAAGCUCACAAAGAUGUUCUUACGGAACGAUGUGAUCCCACUGCUUUAAAGGAGCAUCUUCUGAAGAUGACCGCCCAACAUCGCGCCCAAAUGGCAUCAAAGCAUCCCAAACCUGCUGUUUCUGUUGCUCAACAAGCUCAUGUAGAAAUUGGUAAUGGUUAUGGUGUACCGGGUGGAGGUGCAUAUUAUGCUUCUUUGAGGCCCGAGCUUGACAGAGACUCGGAAAAGAAGAGGGAAUUACCGGACUACCUUAAGCAGAAGUUGAAAGCAAGGGGUAUUCUAAAUGCUGACAUUGGAAAAAGCUGUCCGUUGAAAGAUCAAAAUAAGCUGGAGACUAGUACAACAGAACCUGUUGAACCUGGAAAAUUACCUUCUGGAUGGGUGGAAGCAAAAGAUCCCUCCUCUGGUACGUUAUACUAUUACAAUGAAUGCAAUGGAAAGAGUCAGUGGGAAAGGCCUGUUGAAACAACUUCUAGUUAUGCUCUAUCAUCUCAACCUAUUUUUGACGACUGGGUGCAAUCUGUUGAUGAAACUUCUGGCCAAAAAUAUUACUAUAAUAUGAAGACCCAUGUAUCACAAUGGGAGCGUCCUGAUUCAACUCAUAUUGUUGCCACACAACAACAUUCUAACAACACGGAUUCCAUAAAUCAUCAUACUUGGGUUGGUCAGUCGUUUGAGCCAAAUAAAUGCGUUGGAUGUGGUGGAUGGGGAGUUGGCCUUGUGCAGGCAUGGGGUUACUGCAAUCAUUGCACCAGAGUUCUCAAUCUUCCACAGCAUCGCAGCUUAGCAUGUAGUCUGAAUAACCAGAAGCAAGCCAGCAAUUGCGGAAACAUCGAAGUUGGUAUUGAUAGAAAGGCUUCACAGCAGAGGUCCAAUUGGAAACCUCCUAUGGGCAAGGGAAACAUAAAAGAUAGUAGAAAACGUGCCCACACCGAAGAUGAUGAGUUGGAUCCCAUGGACCCAAGUUCUUAUUCGGAUGCUCCCCGUGGUGGCUGGAUUGUUGGCCUGAAAGGAGUACAGCCAAGAGCAGCUGAUACCACUGCUACGGGCCCUUUAUUUCAGCAGCGGCCAUACCCAUCACCUGGAGCUGUCUUGCGAAAGAAUGCUGAAAUUGCUUCACAAACUAAGAAAUGUAGUUCUCACUAUGCGCCCAUCUCGAAGAAAGGGGAUGGGAGCGAUGGACUGGGUGAUGCUGACUGAAGGUCUGAUGCGAAUGUACUGGAUUAAGGAAAAUCAGUAAUGUCUUAGCACUAUUGUAUCUGUAAAGGGGACUGUUGGCUCACAGUUUUGAUAGUCUAGCUUAAGUCGGAUCUGGAAUACGCUUCCUGGCUUUGCAAUAGCUCAUUCUGAUUUUGUGACAAAACGAAACAACUUUGCUGAUGUUGUCUAUUUCAGUAGUACUAUGGUGUUUGCGUUUUAGGCAA